This is a messenger RNA of Meleagris gallopavo (turkey), 678 nucleotides long. The record is from RefSeq and is a predicted model, not a curated record. Lineage: Eukaryota; Metazoa; Chordata; Aves; Galliformes; Phasianidae.
CGGCUUCCGAGGUUCUGUCCGAAGGAGGGAUUGGCGAGGUGGGGGCGGAUCAGGCCUGUGAAGCGCCGAGCUGGGAGGCGUGAGGGCUGCGGUGCAAAGGCCGAGUGUUUCCCUCCCCUUGGGAAGGCGAAGGGAGCUUCCUCCCGCCCUCCCUCAGGAGUUUGUCUCACAGGUGCUGCGAGAAUGACCAUGGCCCAGGCCGGAGCGGUGGUGGCGGCCGCUACGGGAGUCCUCGUCUUCUUCCUGUAUGCCUCCAUCCACAGGGUUGAGGAGGGGCACCUGGCCGUGUACUACAGGGGUGGUGCAUUGUUAACUAGUCCAAGUGGACCAGGCUACCACAUCAUGUUGCCCUUCAUCACCACAUUCAAAUCUGUGCAGACCACCCUGCAGACUGAUGAAGUGAAAAAUGUGCCUUGUGGAACAAGUGGCGGUGUUAUGAUCUACAUCGACCGAAUAGAAGUUGUGAACAAAUUGGCACCAUAUGCAGGUAUACCCAGUUCUGUCUCAACAAGCAGCACUGUGGCUGCCUUCACCCUCAGGCAGCUGUGUCUUGGUUUGCAACACCUUCCAUUAUCGGUGGCUUGUUGCCUUUAUGGUUCCCAGUACUUAGAUUCAUGCCUGUGCCUGCAAGCCUUUGAAAGAACCACAGAUUUGCUGAGAUGAAAUCAAGUUCUAGAA